GUCCAGAAAUUAUUUUAAAACUUCUCAGUACCUACUGGCAGGAGUCGUUUACCUCCACUUUUAGACACGUUAUGCAGAAAUUAAGGGAGGUCUUCGAGCUAAACCCUGACUUAGAGCUUCUCUUCUAUCCUACUGUGAACGAGUUAUCCGGUUUAGCCGAGACGAUUCGAACAUUACGUAUUCAAUACCAAAACAACAUCAACAACAAUGAAAUUGCUUUUCGUCUUGCCGUUGCCUUGAUUUCCCACUCUCGGCUUUCCUUUGUGGAGGAGGGUGUGCACAUUAUGGAGAUUCUUAUUUCCACACAGUGGCAGAACCGUUGGCGAAAAGCCUUCGUUCAACAAUCGGAAUUAUCUCCAACGCCAACUCCAUCGCCAUCUUUCAAAAACGACAAAAACAAACCAGCCAUUACAGUUCAAGAUGAGCACUCGGAGGUUGGAAGUGCACUCACGAAUAGUAUUCUUAAGGACUGUGAGAUUUCUUCUGCCAAAUGGAGCAUGUUAGACGGUGUAGUGAGUGAGGAUCACCCAUGCAUUGAUCUGCAGUAUGGGAUGCGGUGUGCGGAAAAUCCCCAAACACCAUCCUCCGAGUCCGAAAUCGGCAAGGUAACGAACAAGCCCUCGGAUAACACGGGGGACGUACUGAGCCGUUCACAGCGUAAUGAUGACUUGCACGUUUUUCACUACUAUCUGACGCUGGGAUGGAUUAAACUCAAGGACCUGAAGCGAGCGAGCACGUGUAUUACCCAAAUGCUAAUCCUAGAGCCCAGUAAUCGCCAAGGCCAGGCACUUAGAACGUAUAUUCAAGCCGCACAACGCCAGGAAACGGCAAAGCAUACAACAAUGAUAGUUGGUCUGAGCACAGCAUUGACAGGGAUCGCAGUAGCCUUGAGCGCUUUUCUGCGUGGGAGAGAACCCUCUUGAGAACAUAACCGGUCUCCUUACCAUUUCUAUUUCUCUCCCCUUCUCCCUCCCCCCCCCCCCCAAAAAAAAGAGCUUAAGUCUGAAACAUCAGUACUUUUUUUGCUCAUUUACAUAUUUCGAUUAAUAUUAUUUUAUUUACCCAAGUCUCAUGCUUAGAAUAAUAAAAAGAGGCAAAAAACUGAACUCUUUCUAUAUUUACAAAGGGAGAACGAUUGGCUUCAUUGUUCGAAUAUCAUUUCGUAUUUCCACCUUUUAAGGAAAGAUGUGGAUGAAAAGGGAUUACUUUUUUUUCUUGAAUGUUUCUAGUUGUGCUAUAAAAGAAAACAUAUAUAUAUGUGCUUGCUUUUUAUUUGUUCAUAUUUCUAUAGGUGAAAAUAAAAA
This is a messenger RNA of Phytomonas sp. Hart1, 1304 nucleotides long. NCBI's taxonomy places the organism in Eukaryota, Euglenozoa, Kinetoplastea, Trypanosomatida, Trypanosomatidae. The record is from the annotation of a GenBank genome assembly.